CUAGCAGAGAUUUCGAAUGUUGAAUAACAAAAUUUAUUUUAAUUUUUCUAUAAUAAAUGGAUUAAUUUAUUUGUUUUAUUUUUCAGGUGCAAAAUAUUAUAUUCAAUAUGCUAAAGAACAAUUUUUACUACGUUGGUCAACAUUAAGUCGUUUAAGUGAAUAUGGUCGUAAAACAACAAUUCAAUUAAUUCAACCUUAUUAUGAACUUGAUCAAUUUCUUAUAUUUAUUGAAAAAAAUUUACCAUUAUUAAAAUCUCUUGAAAAUCGUUAUUUAACAAAUAAUAAAAAUGAUACAACAAUACGAUAUUUAUUUCUUGCACGUAUACAUUAUAAUUUAUUAUCACAAUGGCAAUUAUCAGAUGUUAUACGUAGUUCAAUACAAACAUGGGAUGAUAUUGUUACAAAUCGAUCAUUAUUUUUAGAUGUAUAUAUCAAAAAUUUAAUAUUUUUUUAA
This is a messenger RNA of Rotaria sordida, 454 nucleotides long. The record is from the annotation of a GenBank genome assembly. NCBI's taxonomy places the organism in Eukaryota, Metazoa, Rotifera, Eurotatoria, Philodinida, Philodinidae.